This is a messenger RNA of Portunus trituberculatus (swimming crab), 6541 nucleotides long. RefSeq names its product mitochondrial import receptor subunit TOM70-like (gene Tom70). Bases 15 to 1811 code for a protein of 598 amino acids. Lineage: Eukaryota; Metazoa; Arthropoda; Malacostraca; Decapoda; Portunidae. The record is from RefSeq and is a predicted model, not a curated record. The transcript is spliced from 10 exons. Gene Ontology annotation, molecular function: protein binding.
CCAAUGUGUAAUCAAUGCGGCACGGGCCGGGUGUUGGUGCCGCCGCCGGUACGGUCUGCUGCUGUUCACAGACACGGACGGUGGUCAUGGCGCUGUCCAAGGUGCAGGACGAUACCGGGCUCCCAAAAUGGAAAGUGGCUCUUGCGGUAGGAGGCACUUUGGCCGCUGGGUAUGCUAUGUACUAUUUCAUAUUCAAACAACCCAGUGAAAAACAAGAAAAGAAGAAAACAAUACCAAAGCAGACUUCUGACGAGGCCGAAAGCCUCACCUCACCAAACACUGAGGAUACAGCUCACAUAAGUCCACUUGAAAGAGCACAAAGUUACAAGAACAAGGGAAACAAAUACUUCAAGGGUGGCAAGUAUAAGGAGGCCAUCAAGUGUUACGAUGAUGCUAUUGAGGCGUGUCCACCUGAGAAUAAAGUUGACUUGUCCACCUUCUAUCAAAACAGGGCAGCUGCCUAUGAACAGCAGAAAAACUGGGAAUGCGUACUUCGGGACUGCACGGCUGCCCUGGAGCUGAAUGAACGUUAUGUGAAAGCCUUACAGAGAAGAGCCAAAGCCUGUGAGGUACUGAAGGACCUAGAACAAGCUCUGGAGGAUCUCACAGCUGUGUGCAUAAUAGAAUCAUUCCAAAACCAAGCUACAUUAGUCAAUGUAGACAGGGUCCUGAAAGAACUAGGCCGAAUACAUGCUAAGGAAGCCAUGGAGAAGCGAGAGCCCAUCAUGCCUUCCAACCACUUCAUCAAGACCUUCUUUGAAUCCUUUGCUGAGGAUCCCAUCUUUAAUUCUGUUGACAAAGAGAAGGAAGGAGAUGUGGAUGAAACAGAAAACCAACCUGGGAAGAAUGCCACUAACAAUGGUUACAUGAAGGCAAAGAAACAUCUCCAGGAUGGAAAUUAUGGGUCAAUAAUUGAGUGUUGUCAGAAUGAGUUAGCAAACCCCCUCACCCCAUACAAGGUUGAAUCCCUUCUGCUACGAGCCACCCUGUACCAGCUGCGGGGAGAGAGCAAGAAAGCCAUGGAUGACCUGACAGCACUUAUUAAUAUUGAAAACAGUCCACUAAAAAUGAAGGUAAAUGCCCUGGUGAAGCGCGGGUCACUCUUCAUGCAGCAUGAGAAAGUGGAUGACAGUCUUCGAGACUUUGACAAAGCUGCUCUCCUUGACCCUCUCAACUCAGAUGUUUUCCACCAUAGAGGACAGAUCCAUCUGCUAAUAGGCAAGGUUGAUGCAGCAAUGUCAGAUUUCAAGAAAGCUGUUGACCUCAACUCCAAUUUCCCAAUCGCAUUUGUCCAGCGCUGCUACACAGACUACAGGUAUGCCUAUCAGCUGGGUGAUAAGGCAAAAGUGGAGGAAGUAAUGAAGAAGUUUGAUGAAGCUUUGAAGAAUUUCCCCAAGUGUGUAGAAUGUUACGUUCUUUAUGCUCAGGUUCUGUGUGAUCAAGGUGAACAUGAACGGGCAGACAGCUAUUAUGUUAAGGCCUUGGAAGUGGAGCCUGACAACCCCACAACACUAGUCCACCGUGCCCUGCUCAUACUGCAAUGGAAGGGAGAUCUUGCCCAGGCCCGGUCUUACAUAACACAAGCCCUUGAGAUAGAUGACAAAUGCGAGCUUGCUUAUGAGAAUUUGGCUACCAUUGAAGUACAGACUGGUAAUUUGAAGAGAGGAGUAGAACUUUUUGACAAAGCUAUUCCUUUGGCAAAGACAGAGAUGGAAAUGGCUCAUCUCUUCUCCCUGAGAGAUGCUGCUGUGGCACAGCUGAAAAUUGUAGAGAAGAUGGGCAUCAAUAUCCCUAAUCUUGGGUCUUUGUAAAUCAUUAUGUAAGCAUAUUUUUAUAUUUUUAUUGAACAGACCAUUGUUUUCUUUUAGUCAUUAUUGUUAACUUCAAAUCUUUGUAAUAAUCUUAUCCUUUUUCAAUAAUUAUGUGUGAAUGGAGUGCAUGGAACUGGGAGGCAUUAAAAAUACAAAGAAGCUAGAAAGUUAGAAGCUAUUACUUGUAUAUUCACAGAACAAAUGCAUGUGUUAAGAAUCAGAAAAAAUAAAAUAUUUAUCAUUGUCAUGGAGCAGCCUAUUAUUGAUUCAGUCUGCCUUUUCAUUGCUAUUGUAUUAGUGAGGCAGAAAUCAGAUUAUUUUUAUUGUCAUGAGCUGAGCUGAUAUGGCUUUCCUUUGCAGAAUGCCAAUUCUACUUUACUAUUGUAUGCUGUCACCAUCAUUAUUGUGAUUGGUGCCUUUUGGUACAGUAAUGCUAGUCCCUUCAUGAGACACUGAAUAAUAUCAGUAAUUUUUCAGUAAUCACCAUUGAACAAGCAGUGCACAUGUUUUGAAGAACUGCAUUGUGGAUGAAGUUUGGACAAGAUUAUCAUAGCAGUAAUUAUCACUGUCAUCAUCAUAGUCAUAACAGUGCCAUUCUUAACAGUGAACAAGGUGGAGAUAGGUUGGGGCAUACAGAGCUGGGUGGGAGUGCAAGGGUGCACUGUAACUAUGAAGUCUAUUUUCAGAAAGUUAUUCAAAUUUUGUGUGUUGUCAAUUGUAGUAUUCAAGUGUAGGAUUUUCUUAGACACUCAGUAUGUGCAUGCAUGGUGUUUAGCUACAGUACUCACACAGAAAAAUGAGAAGGUGUAUAUAAACUGCCAUACUGAUUAAUGCAAAGACAUUCGCAAGCAUAAACUUUUACCUAUUUACCUUUCUUUGGGACAAUGAUGCCAGAAGGUCAACAAUUCAAAUUAACAUAUUAGAUUAUUCAGGUUAUAAUGUUAACCACCUUUUCAUAAAUGGCACAGUCUGAAGGAACUAGACCAUUGUGGAAAAAUAUUGAACAUAGUCUUAUUGUUCUUAUUACAAUUUGUUUACUGGCUCACUUAUUUAUGUUAAAUUAAUAUGAUUGUUCUUUAAUUUAUCUUUAGUGAAAAAUGAAACAAAUAAAAAAAUUAACUACAGAUGCAUUGUUAUUAAUGGCAUUAAGGAUAGUGACUCAUUAGUUAUGGUGUUCUUUGAAGCACACUGAGACAUCACAUGGAAUCUAUGCUGAGACUCUUGCUGUCCUCUGAGAAGCUCUAAAAGUUUCCUCUACAUUACCAUCACCAGGGAAUUGUCUUACACAUGUUAGUAAUGCUUAUUGUUCUGAUGAUCAUUGCUGGUAAUGGUGGCAGGCAAGUUUUGAGAGCUUGUUAGCCAGCAUGUGCAUCUUGAAGUGAUUGGCCAGAUUCUAUGGAAUUCUAUAUGGCUUCAGUAAUUUCAUGUCUAUCCACUAUUUACUGGAUGAUAUAUAGUGUGUGUGUGUGUGUGUGUUUUCCAGAGUGUGCUAUAGGUGGUAUAGAAGCCUCCAUCAUAAUAAUAUAACUGAUUUCAGUCUUGAAGGUGAAUUUAUCAAAUUAUUUCCAGACCAUUAACACUGUCAGCAUUGCAAUGUAAAUAUUUUCAUUAUUGAUAAUUACAGACACACAAUGGACAUUUGUUAUCUAUCACUAUUGCAAAUGGCCUCUUAAAUUAUAAUUUGUCCUUGAAAAUUAUUUUUUUAUUAUAUCGUCUUCUUUCAAUCUCUAUUUAUUUUAUUUCUCCUGAAACUAAAUGCUUGAUUGUCCAGUAUUAAUGACGUGAGACCAUUUCAAGCAAGAUUCAUCACACCUGGUCACCAAUACAAGAAUCCAAUGGUUUAACAGAUCAAGUUUAUGUUGGGCUGUACUUCAAAUUACAGAUUGUGAAUAAGAUUUUGCUAAGUUACUAAGUAUAUACACAGUUGAAAAUUCUUGAACACUAUGAUCAUACUUUCUUCUUAAGACAGUUUGUGUUUAGGUGGAAGUGUGUUGGUUUGUGGUGAGUGCUAGUAAGUAGUGGUUCACUCUUGUGACAUAAGGUACUGCUGUCAUUGCUCAGAUUCAUCCCUAAAGUAGGUCAAUAUCUCUUUAAAGAAAGCAGAGACUCAGAUAUGAUACAACAUGUUGAUUCAACACAGUAUGUAAAUAUAAACAUCUUUAGAAAUGCUAUAAAAGAAUGUUGUGUAUAGUUAUGUUUAUUAAGUUUUUAGACAUGUAAAUUGUGCUUCAUACUGCUUAAUCCAUUAUUUCCUAGAUUCUAUCUAUAUUAGCUGCUUGUAUGUUGGAAUUAUUGAGGUUUCUUACAAUUGUUAUAUUUCAAAUGGAAUGUAAUUGUACACACACACACACACACACACACACACACACACACACACACACACACACACACACACACACUUUUCCCGUAUGUUACAAUUAGGUAAAUACAAUUAGGUAAAUUAGGUAAAUACACACACAAAUACACAACACACUUUAAUAUGUGGCGUUGGAUUGACAAGAAUGUAAAUAGUUUGUUAAUUGGAGGGAAAAGUUAUUUGCUACUAGGCAAAAAGUACAUAGAGUACUUACUCAAUUAUCAAUAGUAUUCAAAAGCAUUCUAUUUUGAAAGCAAAACUGUUAUGCAUAUUUGAAGCUACCAGUUAAGGCAAACCAUACCUGAAACUGAAGCUUUGUAAUUAUUCAAGGCAAGCUGUUAUACAAUUACUAAUGUAAAUAAUGCUUAGAAAUAUGCUGAAAAUACAUAAGCUUGUACUUCACUGUAAUGUGUUACCAUACUUCAUGUGCCUUCAUGUUACAAUAUUGAAAUGGUAUUAGUAUUGUGUCAUAUGUGUAUUGAUACCCAAAAGUCUUAUUAAGGUAACACUUUUUGUAACAUCCAGUGGAACAUUUGAUACUCAUGAAGCAUUACAUGAGAUCUGACUCCUUGCACUUGUCAGCAAUGUGUCAUGCACUGUGUCUGCUGUAUGGUACCUUCUGAUUUACUGUGCAGACUCUUGAGCUUCUGCAAUUUGACAAGUACCUAAUACUACUGUGAAAGAUAGUUGUAUACCAUAAUAACUCGAAGCAUGUGGAUUACUUCAUGUUAAAUGGUGAGGAAAAAAUAAAUAAAGGCCAAAGCUUUAUCACUUGUACAUAUAUGAAUCAUCUGAAAUUGUUCUUGUUCAUUGAAAAUUUUGUAAACAAUGCUUUUGCAGUAUGGAAGUUUAUGGCUAUUUAAAUCUGGGAAUAUAUAUGUUCAUAUAUUUGUCAUUCUUUCAAUAAUUUUGAAGGUAAUCUUCAUGUCUUUGUAAGAUUUAAAGAAGCUGGUGUAACUUACAAAUUCAAGCUGUAAGGUUAAUGGUAUUUACCUUAAGUAACAAAAAAGAAACAUGGAUAGAGAAUUUAAUUGAAAAUUAUAUUUCUGCUGAGUAAGCCUGGGAAUGGUAGCCAAUCAAGACAUAAAUAAAUAAAUGAAUAAAUAAAUUGUCUGCUAAAAAUAUACCUAGGACAACAGUAGUUGAUCACACAUUACUUAAGCCCUGGUGACAUAAUACAGUGGAUAUAUUUUGUCACAACACUGAACAACAAAGUUUUAUUUACUCCCCAUCCACUUGUGCUUUUAAUUACAAUGUAUUAUAAUGAUUCCAUGUUUUUUUAUACAUUUUGUGCCAGUAAUGGCCUCUUAUGGAAGGAGUUAAAAGAAUGUACACAGGACACCAAAGAUCAGUAAUGAUGAAUAUGUUGAAUGAAAAGCAUAUGUAGCAACUGGUUGACAGCUGAUUUGUGUGAUCACUCUUAACACUAUGCCUGUAAUUUGAAAGUGUCAUGAUGGGAUGUGGGAAAGUUAAAUGGGAAAAGAAAAAGUAUAUAAAUAUGUAAGAGGGGAAGCUUAAAUGGGAAAAGUAACAUGGUUCACAGAUGAUUAAUGAAAAAUUAAACAUUAACUCCAGGCCAGCAAAGCACUAAGAUACUGCAUAUUCACCAUCAUGAAAAAAAAAAAAAAUUAAUAAUAAUAAACUGUGUACUUUGUUGUAACUGGCAGUAUCAUGUAUUUGUGUAAUCACUCAUAUCUACUUUCUCAGCUUGAAUGAAUAAUAGUUUUUUUUUGCUAUGGAUGAAUGCAAACUCUUCAGCUUUGUAUAUUUUUGAGGAAGUAGUGUGAUAUCAUUGAGUGGCUGGUAUUCAAAAUUACCAUAUAUAAACAUACCAACCUGUUUGUUAAAUUACUUACAGAAUGUACUACCUUGAAGUAUUAGCUGAAUGUAUUUAGCCAUGUGUAUGAAUGACAAUUUGUCAGACCCUUGGUUAUGUCAAACAUUUCCAAACCCAUAUUUUGUUUGAGUUUGUAAAUAUAGUUUUGUAUAUGACAAAAGAGCAACUUGUCUUGUAGAUAUUCUUGCACAGACAUGCUUAUGAUAAUAGCUAUGAUAUACAUAUUUUGCUCCAUGGAUUGCAGUGAUAUAUAGCCCAUCAUCAUUUGCAACACUUCUGAUGGUGGCCACUUUACUAACAAAUGCAAAAACAUGAGUUAUUCACAAGGUGGGAAGACUUUUAUGGUUGAAUAAUAUCAAAUAUGAAAUUCUAAUGAAUGAUCAAGUAUCUAUUCAAUAUGUACUCACCAAAGUCAUGGACUCUGUCCUGAACAGAUCCCUGGUUUAGGUGACUACCUGGAAAAAGUGUGUAAAUUCACUUGUAUAGCACCAUUAGAUACAUGUUGUUAUUAGGACCAAUUAAAAUAACAUGAUGAAA